Messenger RNA from Folsomia candida, 2910 nucleotides. Its product is annotated as zinc finger protein 687b. The record is from RefSeq and is a predicted model, not a curated record. The transcript is spliced from 7 exons. NCBI's taxonomy places the organism in Eukaryota, Metazoa, Arthropoda, Collembola, Entomobryomorpha, Isotomidae. Gene Ontology annotation, biological process: regulation of DNA-templated transcription. Gene Ontology annotation, molecular function: DNA-binding transcription factor activity, RNA polymerase II-specific; RNA polymerase II cis-regulatory region sequence-specific DNA binding. The coding region runs from base 192 to 2456 and encodes 754 amino acids.
GCAGCUUGAGCUUCAUCAGCCGCUCAUUCGAUUUGACCAUCCAUGCAGCAAAUUUCGUCCUCUUUUAAAGUUAUUAAUUCAUUCCCCCCAACCGCUAAGAUAAGGAAACAAAACAACGUGGGCUUUUCCCGAUUGAUUUAUACCUUCGUACCGACCUCCUGUUGGGAAUUGCUCUUUAGGAAUUACGUGACAUGCCACGGCUCAAAAAGUUUCGGUUUAGCACGAAAGUCGUAAAAAAACGACAAGUCAACGGCGGGGGCUCAUCAGUGACGAUGAAGCUGCCAACACCCGUCACCUCAUCGUCAACCAGCACAACCACCAUGACAAUAAAGGACGAUGUCCCCACACUGCCAUCGUCCUCCUCACCUCAUCCUCAUCUGGUUUGCGUCGUUUGCUACAACCAGUUCCCCUAUUACACUUUAAGCUGCAUCCCCUGGGAGUCUGCAGUGACGAAGGAUUUCUAUGUGGCUCUCAACAUCCCGGAGGAUGACGCAGUUGCAGGACUCCCAUUUUGUCCAGAAUGUCAUUCAAAGGUGGCUGUGAUGUUCACACUUCACCAACAACUUCAAAAUAUUCUUCAGAGUUUCAACUGUGUAAGGAAUGACCUCGCCUUCACCGUGGUUGACUCUAUUGGGCAAAACUGUCGAAAGGGACCCAUGGAUUUGAUAAGACAACAAAUCUAUAAACGAUGGAAAGACUUGCACGCCAAAGCGAAUGAGAUCAAGAGUGGAGACGUGUACGAUCCAGAGUCUACCUUGGCUUAUCUCACCCCUAAGUUGAGCGUUGCGGAUGAGUUUCCAACGAACCCAUCCACCAUGACCAUGUCCGGCGCUGCGAAGGAGAGAUUUAGUCAGCUCAGACAGACGCCGGGCUCACUAGGAUUAGGAACUAUCAUUCCCAAAAGAAAACCUGGACGACCUCCCAUAAACAAACCAACUAGUGGUAUGGGCAUGCCAAAAUUGGAGCCGAUGGAAAACAUUAAAUUGAUGGCCGAUGGGCAAGCUGGUCCCUCUAGAUCAAUGCGUCAGGCUGUGAAGAGGGGAGAAGUCACUCUGGGACAAUCAAAGAUUGGGAAAGCGAAUCUUAAGCUUGGUCUAAUUCAGAAACCUAAAUUGACCAUCUCGAAUAAAAAAAUCAAGACGACGGGUUCUGCUACAGCUGCCAGUAAAGGCAAAUUCCAAUUGACUAAUCACUUCACAUCAAAUUCAGCCUACCGGAAAAAGUCUCCGAAACGCCUUGCCAACGGUCGCUGGAAAUGCAAUUACUGUCCUAUCACAUACAUCAAUUCUGUCUGCGUAUCUCAACAUGAGUCUCGCUGUCAUCCACAAACCCGCCCGUUCCUCUGUACCAUGUGUCCCAAGGGAUUCCUCACUCUGGACGGGAUGCGGAAACAUCUCCAAGCUAUGCACAAUGAUGUGGUCGAAGGAUGUGCCAAAUGUCCCUACUGUCCCAGACACUUCACCCGAAAGAAUGGUUUCAGCCAACACAUUUCCACCUUUCAUAAGGGAAAGAAAACUCCAAAUUUUGAACUGUUGAUUAAAUCGUCCAAGGAUACGCUGGUGGUCCCUCCAAAGAAUAAAGUGGGAAAUAAAGGUAUGAAAGUACUUGCGCCCUCGAGGUUACCGCCCUCGAGUGUUACAGUCCCGAUACCCAAAGGAUCUCCCCCAUCUCCAGAGAUUACAGACUUGGAAAGCAGCUCUUCCAGCAAGAAGAAGCAGACUCCUGGAAAGCAUGGAAGAAAGAAGUCGUCGUCGUCUUCCUCUGAAGUAAAAAAUGUAUCCACUUCUCCAAAUGAGGACAUGCAACUUGAAGUGGUUGUGAAGGAGCCCUUGACCAAUGGAGGGUCGUCAAUUAGUCCUAACAAGUUUGAUAACAAGAAAGAGACUGAGGAUGAGGAAACGGAGCCGCGUCAAUCAGAACCAGUUAGCGAAACUAAUGCGGUUAAUGAGGACGACAAAAAGCAAAAUGAGUCCAAAACUGAAAGGAAUGAGUCAAGGACGUCUCUCGCAUCACAUUCAACUGACGCGGAAGGUGAAGACGCUCUUCCGUCCAAAAGGCGACGCACCUCCACUUUGUAUCUUCCCCUUCCCACUAGACGAAGAUCUGCCCCAAUGGUCAAAAAGCCGAAGCCAAUUUUGACCUGUCCCGUCUGUAACAAAACGUUUCUGGGCCCCCAUGCUCUUGCGGGGCAUGGGAAGAGCCACCGUGGACGUGGAGGGAGGACUAAGGAGACUGAGGAAGAAGAUGGGGGUGGUGGCAGUACGAAUGACGGGGAAGAGACCAAGGGAAGUAGUUCUCAGGAGAAGAAUGGUGAGGAUGGUAAUGCCACCAUUGACGAUACUGAUAAUAGUGACAACGAUUUACCUAAAAAAGGUGACAAAAUUGCCAAGGAUAAUGUCACGGAACCAGAAGAUGAGCAACUCGCAGGCUCCAAUGGUCAUAUAGUCAUAGAAUAAUUAUUUAAUGCGCCUUUUAAUGGGCUACGCAAUAUUAUCACAAUAACUACUUCAACCAUACUUUUAUAAAAUAUUACAUUUUUGUAUUCUUUCAUUUAAUAAUUAGUUUUAACACAAUUUAUAACUUGAAUUGUGCUCUUUUUAUUGCUCAACAUAAAUGUAACAGCGAUUUAGUGUGGUUACCUGCUAAUUUAGUGAAGUAUGAUGACUUUCCCAAUGUUAGACAGUUGCCUGUUUUUGAAUUUUGUUUGGUCCGUUUCCCGUCGGAAAAGAUAGAUCGAUACUUGACUGCGAAAGUAUUACAUAUUAUGAGUUGGUUGGUACAUUUUUUUAAAUCAAGGUACCUAAUUAAUAGCCGCAUGAAUCACCCCAAAUGAUCAACAUGUAUUUAGUUGCACUACUCUUCUGAAUGUAAUAAAAAAAUACUUUAGCACUUGCUGAAUUACAUUGAAAA